Cephus cinctus (wheat stem sawfly) is the source of this 2869-nucleotide messenger RNA. Its product is annotated as E3 ubiquitin-protein ligase AMFR. The coding region runs from base 774 to 2567 and encodes 597 amino acids. The record is from RefSeq and is a predicted model, not a curated record. Gene Ontology annotation, cellular component: ubiquitin ligase complex; cytosol; endoplasmic reticulum. NCBI's taxonomy places the organism in Eukaryota, Metazoa, Arthropoda, Insecta, Hymenoptera, Cephidae. The transcript has 8 exons. Gene Ontology annotation, biological process: protein K48-linked ubiquitination; endoplasmic reticulum unfolded protein response; ubiquitin-dependent protein catabolic process. Gene Ontology annotation, molecular function: ubiquitin binding; ubiquitin protein ligase activity.
UUGUAAACGCAUCGCGGUGGCGUAUCGUCGCUUUCAAAGCCACACCGUCUGUUACAGUCAGUUCAUUCUAGUUGAUUCGUGCCGCGAGUGUGUCUCGAGGACGGGUGAGAAAAAUCGUUUUCACCGAGCGUCAAGACGACGUUAAAAUUCGAAGGAACGUAAAAAACCGUGUUAGAAAAUCAUUCGAUCUUGAUCGUGCCUGAUAAAGUAAAACGGAAAUUCCCAUAAGGAUGGGUAUCAAAUCCAUGAGGGUCGUGCUUUGCUGAUUCCGUGAGAACGUCGCGAAAUGCGCCUGAGUCGUCGCCGGUGUCGUUAGAAAAAAAUAUUUUAAAAAAUCAGCGACAAGCGCCACGUUAUAAAUAAAACUCCCUGGCGACUAGAAAUUUUUGGCAGUGCUGCUAAACAUCCCAACGACCAGAGACAAUUCACGUACGUGACGCGACGCGUCGCGUCCGUUAUAUAUUUUUUUCGACUUGUGUAAAAGUGCAUGAAGAAGAGUGAUCGUCGAGAGCGUUGACGAAUCUGUGAGGAAUUGUGACAACACGUUCGAUUGGAAGCCACGAAUUCGAGCUUGGUAUUACAAAUUGGAAGAGAGGUUAAGGAACUGCUGUCAGCGAUACCAAUAAGAAGUAACUACGAAAAUUAUUAAGCUGCACGCAGGCGUGUGGAGUGCCCGAAGCGGGAAAUCGCUUCGUCCGACAUAAGUAAACGAAGGAAGGAGUGGUAUUAAUAAUCGAAAGGUGUGACGUAAAUUUGCCAAAAUUGAGCGGAAUAUGCCGAUGGUCUUUCUGGACCGCUUGCCGGUCCCGAGUAUACGUGUUUACACCACGAUAAGCAUUGCCAUCUUAUCGUGUUCGGUGUACUAUGCCGCGCAAAUCGUCAAAGAUCCUGCCUGGCGUACUAAUCAAACGGAAAUCGCCGUCGGUGACGGCAACAACGUCACGGGAAAUGGCAUCGCAAACGACUCCAGGACGAUCGGCGUCCAUCUUGAAGAACUUCUGGCCUGUAUGGUACAGGAACCAGGAUGCAUUUGGACCCUCAUCAACAUGGCGUACUGCGUCCUUAUUCUCCUGGGCAAGUCGAUCCAAAAGCUGGUGUUCGGCGAGCUUCGCGUAUCCGAGCGGCAGCACCUGAAGGACAAGUUUUGGAAUUUCGUCUUCUACAAGUUCAUAUUCGUAUUUGGCGUUCUGAACGUUCAGUACAUGGACGAGGUGAUCCUCUGGUGCGCCUGGUUCACGGCUCUGGGUUUUCUCAGUCUCCUGAGUCAGCUGUGCAAGGACCGUUUUGAAUAUCUAUCAUUCUCGCCCACCACACCGGGAUGGAGUCACGCUCGUCUUCUUGGGCUUCUGGCGGCUAUCCUGGCGCUGUCCUUGUUCAUGCUGCUCCUGUGCGCCGCUGCGGCCUUCUUUUUCGUGUCCUUCAAUACUUUCGCGUUCAUGGCGGCCGAGUGUAUCCUGCUUGGGGUCCGCACGAUUCACGUGAUGCUGCGCUACGCCAUUCAUCUGUACGAUACGCGCGGAGCCGCCGGAAAUACGUCACCGAGAUCCUGGGACAAACGCGGACCACUCGCUUAUUACACGGAACUUACGUCAGAACUGACUGUACUGGCUGUCGAUUUUCUUCAUCACAUUCAUAUGCUGCUCUGGAGCAAUAUUUUUCUCAGUAUGGCCUCCCUCGUGAUCUGCAUGCAGCUGCGGUAUCUCUUUCACGAGAUACAACGGAGAAUUACAAAGCAUAGGAAUUAUUUGGCGGUCCUCAGUCACAUGAAGCAAAAUUACCCAAUGGCGUCACGGGACGAACUUGCUGAGAAUUCCGACAACUGCGCCAUCUGCUGGGAGAAAAUGGAAAGCGCCCGAAAGCUUCCGUGCGGCCAUCUUUUUCAUAACUCUUGCUUGCAGUCCUGGCUGGAGCAGGACACCUCGUGUCCUACCUGUCGACUCACUCUUAGCAUGCAGGCUAAUCAUAGGGACAGUCCACUGGAAUUGGCGGUUGUGUCACAAACGCCAGUGCGCAGAAAUGAGAAUCAUUUCUUUCAUUUUGACGGCUCCCGUUAUGUGUCUUGGUUACCGAGCUUCUCCGUCGAGGUCACGCACAGUAGGCUUCGCGGUGAUAUAUUGGCCUUGGCGCACAGUAAUUCGCAAUUGGACGCCAUGGCGAGACAGGUUGAGCAAUUAUUUCCGCAUUAUCCGAAAAACAUCAUCCUCGAGGAUCUCCGAGUAACAAGAUCGGUCGAAUUGACAAUCGAGAAUAUUCUUGAUGGCAGACUGAUCUUGCCUCAUCACAUGAUGGAGGAACCGGAAACUGAACCAGUUGCGCAGACGCAAACAACCGUUUUACCGGGUUCUUUUGCGCAGAAUUCUUGGGAUCCAAGAUUCGACAUUCCCGCUGCUGACAGUGGGGAGGAACCGUCGAAUCUCGGUGGUCGUUUUUCGAAAUCAUCAAUCGAACGAGAAUUAAUUUUGCAACGUCGAAAGGAACACAUGCUUCUCAGUGCACGUCGAAGGUAUCUUGAGAAGCACAGAAACUCCGAGUCAGAAACGAGAAAUGCAAAUGGCAACUUAUCAUAGAGAGCGUUCUGCAUCGAUCCGUGAUUAUUGGAGUAAACGAAAUUCGAGGCUUUCAAUGGCUUUUAAAUAUCAUGAAACAUGUUGAGUAUCGUGACGCGGAAAUGAGCGUAAUGAAGAUUUUUCGUGCGAUGCGUCAGAAACGAUGCCAUCAUGUCGACCGCUGUGCGAAUUUUUUGCACAAGUUAAACGACAGAUAGACAGAGAGAGUAAGAAAGAAAAAAAGGGUGAGAGAGAGAGAGAGAGAGAGAGAGAAUAAGAGACAGAUGUUCAGAAAAUUUUUUUUUUUCAUUUUCAAAAUUAAU